AGGGUGCUUCUGAGACCCUGGCUCGAGAACCUCAUCGAGUCUCAGGUGGUCCACGGGCUCGAAUGGCUCGACCAGAAACAGCUCAUAUUCAAGAUUCCAUGGAAACAUAGGUCGAAGAAGUCCUGGUCAGUUGAACAUAGCAGUGUCUUUCUGGAGUGGGCCCGCAAUACUGGCCGAUGGACACCUGGAGACCCCGAGCCAAACUACGCACAGCUGAAGACCAGGCUCAGAUGCGCUUUCAACAAGGCUCCAGAUAUUUUGGAGAUCAAAGAGAUGCACAAGACUAAAUGCGAGGAGGCAUACAAGGUCUACAGGUUUAUCCCCAAAGAGAGUCAGUGCUCUUUAAUAAUUAUCAUUUCUCCUAAAUUAUAA
Helobdella robusta is the source of this 372-nucleotide messenger RNA. RefSeq lists its product as hypothetical. The annotation marks the transcript as partial. The record is from RefSeq and is a predicted model, not a curated record. Gene Ontology annotation, cellular component: nucleus. Gene Ontology annotation, molecular function: RNA polymerase II cis-regulatory region sequence-specific DNA binding; DNA-binding transcription factor activity, RNA polymerase II-specific. Gene Ontology annotation, biological process: immune system process; regulation of transcription by RNA polymerase II. NCBI's taxonomy places the organism in Eukaryota, Metazoa, Annelida, Clitellata, Rhynchobdellida, Glossiphoniidae. The transcript has 4 exons.